Molecule: messenger RNA, 1388 nt
Organism: Moneuplotes crassus
Lineage: Eukaryota; Ciliophora; Spirotrichea; Euplotida; Euplotidae
Source: the annotation of a GenBank genome assembly
AAAUGGUAAAAGUUAAAGCUAUCUGAAGAAACCCUAAAGAUUAUGAAAAGAAAUCAGCAAAGGAUGUAAUGAAGAUGCAGAGAAAUCCUGAUCCAUCUCUGAACCCUUUCCAAGAGGCUAGGGAGUACCAGAGAGCUUUGAAUGCAGCUAAGGUUGAGAAAAUAUUCUCAAAACCCUUCCUUGCUGCUCUGGACACUCAUACAGACGGGAUUACUACUAUGGCUAAGAAUGUGAACUCCAUGGUCGAUUUUGUCACAGGUGAUCAUGAAGGUAUCAUUUGUAUGUGGAAUUUACACUCAAAGAGUGAGUAUCACGUCAUUAGUGCUCAUUUAAACUCUAUUAGAGGGCUGACCUAUGCUAACCCAGCUGCAGUUAAUCUUACAGACACUCUGUUUCUCUCAAGUGGAGAUGAUAAAUUUGUUAAAAUUUGGUCUUUGAAUAAUUGUAACAAACAGAAAGGUAAUGCAAGGAAAGGCCAUAUUGUAGCAUAUAAACCUAAAGCUCAAUAUAUGAGUAAAUCAAUCCUUUUCAAUGUUGAUCAUAGUUAUGAAGAAGCAAAGUUCGCAACUUCUGGAUCAAUAGUUCAAGUCUGGGACUAUGAAAGAUCAGAUCCUAUCAGUAGAUUUGAUUGGGGAAUGGAUGCAGUAAACACACUUAAAUGGAAUCCUUCAGAGACAAAUCUUAUUCUUUCAUCUGCUUCUGAUAGAAGUAUUUGUUUGUAUGAUAUUAGAGGUAACACUCCUUUAAAGAGGAUUUUCUUGAAAAAUAAAUCAAGCUGCUUAACCUGGAAUCCUUAUGAGCCUAUCAAUUUUGUUGUUGGAAAUGAAGACUCUAAUUGUUAUACCUUCGACAUGAGGAAACUGGAUGAAGCUAAGAUGAUCCACAAAGAUCACACAAAUGCUAUCCUCUCCAUUGACUUUUCUCCAACUGGUAAGGAGUUCUGUACUGGAAGUUAUGAUAAAUCUAUCAGAAUUUUUGGAUACAACAAUGGAAGAUCAAGAGAAGUUUACCACACAAAGAGAAUGCAACAAGUAAAUUCUAUCGCUUACUCGAUGGAUAGUAAGUUUAUCAUCUCAGGAAGUGAGGACACCAACGUGAGAAUCUGGAAAUCCCAUGCUUCUUACUCUCUCAAGCCAAUGCUCUCUAGAGAGAAGGAAAAAAUAGCUUAUUCGAAUAGGCUGAAAAAGAAAUUUGCUUAUAACAAAGAGAUUAAAAGAAUUCUUCGCCAUAAGCAUGUGCCCAAAUUGAUUAAGAAGCGUCACAAUAUUAGACACAUCCAGACAGAGAGCAAGAAUAGAAAGGAGGCAAAUAUUCGUGCUAACAGCAAGCCUGGAGCCCUUCCAUACAUUCCAGAACGAAAGAAGAAAGUUGAUGAUGUUGAAGAAUAA